AUAAAAGUGGUUUAUGUUGUCAACACACACACACACAUAUAGUAUAUACUUUGCAAAAAAAAUAUCGAGAACACUCUUGAAAAGUUUAAGUAACAUUGUCUUUGUAACACAAAAGCGUUUUAAAAACGAGGACAACUUUAUGCAAUGUACACCCUCUCGUGUUUGCAAGUGGCAUAUGAAUUUUUGAAUCGCGAAUGGAUUUAUUUAAUUUAUGGUGAACAGAAAAAAAGCAGUUAUAAAACAUUAAAAACCCGAAUUGGUCAUUUAUAUUGUUAUAUAUUGAAUUUAAUAAAUUCUAAAUAUCACAAUGAAUGGUGUUCAAAGGAUAAUUAUAAAUUUUUAAUUAUUAUUACAGUCACGAGUCUUGGAAUUCUUUUUACAACUUACAAGGUAAUGAAAAUUUUACACUCGCCAAAAAAUAUAAAGAAUAUUAUGAAAUCACAAUGGCUAAGAUAUAAAAAUUCCAACAAGAUAUCUUUUACUUUUAAUGAGAAUAAUAAUAAUAAUAAUGAAAGAGCUCAAAUAACAGAUGAUUUUCCCAGUGGGACAUCUUUAACUGCCAUUGUAAAACCGACAAUUCGAAAUGGCAAAAUAAAAAAUCAUAGAAAUUUUGAUAACGAAAACUCUUCAGAUUCUGAAGUUAAUGAAUCAUCAAUUGACAGAAUCGUGAAUUUAGAUUUUGUAAAGCCUCUGAAAAAAUGUACUUCAUCGCUACGUGUUGUAACGAGUAAAGAUUCUUUAAAUGAACAACUUUUUGAUAAAUGCAAAACUAAUAAUUCAAAAUCAGAAAAUCAAAAGAAUAAAAAAGAAAUAAUUUCAAAUCUAAUCAAUAAUAAUAAUAAUAAUAUGACUUUUGGAGUUCGAGAUACGAGUUCAGUUUUUGAAGUUGAUGAUUGUGUGUCAUUAAUACAAGAUUCAAUUAAUCCUUAUCAGUGUUCGAUGUUCACAUCACCUGACACACAUUCAAUUUGUAAAAAUUCCUCUUAUGUUUCGGGACAUUUUGUGGAAAAUUUUCCUGAUCUCGAUUUGUCACCAAUACCAAAUAUCACGCCAAUAAAUAACAAUUGUCAACAAUCAAAAAUCGAAUUUAAUGAUAAGGAAGUCACGCACUUAAAAGAUAAUGAACAAAGUCAUGAGAAAGAUUCACUCGACGAUGAAAAUAGAAAAAAUUUAUCGAAUUCAACUCAAAGUGUAAAAUGUUUAGAAAAAUCGUCAGAUUUUUAUUUCAGUUGUUGGGAUUUUAAAUCAUUUUUAACGCCAAAUGUGAAAAAAAGUAAAAUUCCAAAACUUAAUUUAAAUGCAGAAGAAGAAGAAUUACAUCUAACGAAACAAAAUGCACCUGCUUCAUCAGGAUCAAAAAUUCCAAUUCCUUCGAGAAAAUCGAAUGUUUUUUCAAAAGACGAAUCAAAUGAACAUUUAAAAAAAUCAGAAUUAUUAAUGAGAAUCAAUAAAAAUAAAGAUGACAAUUUACGCUCGGGAGAAUCGGAACUUUCUUUAGAAAAAUUUGUGCAGCUGGAAAUUUCAACAGGAUGCUGCAAUCUCAAUCAACAAUCAUUUAAAAGACCUGAAAAAUUCUAAAAAACAAAAUUUGUUGAAAAUCUUUUUUACUUCUUUUUCUUUGGAAUUUUUCAAAUACAUAGAUAACAAUACCAAGAAAUACGAUUGUAAAUUUGUGAAUAAACACUUAUGAAAUUCAAUAAUAAAAACAUAUUAAAUCUUCAUAAGAAUGAUAGUUUUUAUUGUGUACAUACACUGAAUCACUUAUUAAAAGUAGUUU
Messenger RNA from Leptopilina boulardi, 1777 nucleotides. RefSeq lists its product as uncharacterized. Bases 145 to 1578 code for a protein of 477 amino acids. The record is from RefSeq and is a predicted model, not a curated record. NCBI's taxonomy places the organism in Eukaryota, Metazoa, Arthropoda, Insecta, Hymenoptera, Figitidae. The transcript is spliced from 9 exons.